Molecule: messenger RNA, 1788 nt
Organism: Brugia malayi
Lineage: Eukaryota; Metazoa; Nematoda; Chromadorea; Rhabditida; Onchocercidae
Gene: Bma-col-128
Product: cuticle collagen, putative
Exons: 9
Coding region: 1-1788 (595 amino acids)
Source: RefSeq, a predicted model, not a curated record
AUGUUUUAUGGUACCAUAGCUGGUAUAACUUUUUUAAUUAGUGCUUUUACAAUAUUAGCACAAUUAAUUUUAUUGCCAAUAUUUUUCAAGCGUACUGACAUUAUGCGAAAUGAUAUUGAGGAACGUAUGAAAUUAUUUAAGAUAUUAGCUGAUAUAGGUGAUAUCAAUCUUGCUCAAAAACGUCAAGAAUUGUUACGCAGGAAAAAAUCAAUAAAUACCUGUCCACCACCAGAACCUGGACCACCAGGACCACCAGGAGAUCCAGGUGAGGAUGGUGAACAAGGUGAUGAUGGACCUAUUGGUUUACCAGGAAAAAGUACAUUUGAAUUAUUAGAAGAAAUACAACAACAAUGCAUCAUUUGUCCACAAGGUGAACGUGGACCACCCGGAGCACCUGGUAACCAAGGAAUACAAGGUCCUAAAGGUGAUCGAGGUGUACCUGGAAUUCCUGGACUAGAUGGCCAAGAUGGUGAAAUUGGCCUAGAAGGAGCACAAGGAUACAAUGGUACAAGUGGGACGAGAGGACCAAAAGGACCAGAUGGUAAGCCUGCUACAGGUGGUAUUGGAGAACCAGGCCCAAAAGGAUUACCUGGCUCAAUUGGUAGAACUGGACCACAAGGUCCUCGAGGUAAAAGAAAUUAUGUGUAUGGACCACCAGGACCGGACGGUAAAAAAGGUGUUAAAGGAAUGGAUGGUCUUCCUGGUAAUUUUGGUCCAAGAGGUAAUCGAGGACCAAUUGGUGAACCUGGUGCUAAUGCAAUCUUCUGUCCAUGUCCAUUAGAAAUGGAAUUACUUGAUGUAAAACAAACGAGUAAACAACAACAAGAAGAAGAAGAACAACAACAACAACAAUUGACAAAAAUAAAAAGGAAGAAAAAAGGAAAAAAUGAAAAAAAACCUAAAAAUUCAACUCAAAUUUCAGUACUAAUUAAUAAUCAUCCCUUACUGUCAACCAUUCAUGAUACUGAUCACAAGAAUAUGCGAAAAACUCUGAGUGGAAUUUCAAAUGUUAAAUCAAAAUUCAAUAAACCAACAAAUAUUCCACAUGAAAGUAUACCACAACAAUUUCUUCACCUUUCACCAUUAUCAGCAGUAAUUGAAUACGAUGAAAUACCAAAUGAUAAAGAAGAUAUAGAUUCAAUGAAUGAAAAGACUGGAAGUUCAAGUUCAACUAAUACAAGUGAUAACGAUGAUGCUGAUAAUGAUGAUAAGCUAUUGUUGGAUAAUGCAAACAGUGAACUAGAAGAUAUAAUAAUUGUAGAUAAUGAUCAUAAUUCAGAUGGAACAAAAAUUCAAAUUAAUUCAUUGCCAUCACCAUCAUCAUCAUCAUCAUCAUCAUCAUCAUCAUCAUCUUCAUCAUCAUCAUCAUCAUUAAAAUAUCAUCAUCAAUUAACAUCAAAAAUUCAGCCAGUUAAUAAUAAUCAAGAAAAUGAGGAUGAAAUAAACGAUUUAAUACAUAAAGAUGAAAUUUAUCCUAAAAUAGAGCAACAACAAAUUCCUGAAAUUAACGAAAAUAAUAUCAAUCAAAUGCAACAUCUUAGUAAUAUUGCAAAUUAUCUUACACAAAAUCGUCGUAUUGCAAUUGGUGAUACUAAAGAUAGUAAAAAAGAUGAAGAAAGCAAAAUUAGCAUAAUCGAAAAUGAAGGAAUAAAAUUAAAGGUAGCAACAAUAACUACUACAACUAUUACUACCACGUCAAAACCAUUAAUAACCGGAUAUCCGGAUGAAACAACCGGUUCAACUCGUUCACGUUUCAUCUAUGUAACUAAACGUCCGAAAUCACUUUAA